ACUCAUUGUGAAUGACAGCGGUUUUUUGACAAUUGUCUCUGGCGGCAAACCGCAUUUUCCAAAAAAUCGUAAACUUUCUGCGGAAGAAAUAUAAAUUUUUAAAUUAAAUCUGAGUCUAAAUUAAUUAAAUAAAAGAUGACUGAAGCAAUGCCAGAGGAUAUGUGGACUCCGUACAAACACUUAUACAGGGUAAUCGAGAAUUCCAUAGCCAAUCCAUCAAAACUAAUAAUUCCAGAAUUAGAAUCAGUUCUAAGGAAGCACAAACAAAAUUUUACAAGUAUUCUAAGAAAUCCUCCAAAAAAUGAGAACAAUCGUACGCAACUUCGUCAAGGCAUUACCGAUGGCAUAAACAUCCCAGGCCAUGGUCAUAUGCUGUUGUCUAAAGAUCUGGUUGAUGAGAGCAUUAUCAUUUCGGAGAUGUUUAAUCUGGAUGAGUUCAUUGCCUUGGAACUGCUGUGUACAGCUCAGAGACAAAUGCCACAACAUCCUGGCUUGCCGCGAGGUCUGGUGGCUAUUCUGCUUUAUUACGAUGGCCGCAAGGCAAUAGCGUGUUCGUUGAGGGAUUUGUUUCAAGCCAGUAGUGGUGUAUCGUGGUGUACGGAUGCUCCGAAAGAAGUAACCUAUCUGAUAUCAUCAUUCUCUCAGAACCUAGUCGAAGAAUCGAGUGUGUUGGGUCGUGUUAUUGAACUUCUUGAACAACUGGAUAUAUCCGCUGAGUUGAGUAUUUUGACAAAAAAUCGGGCACUUGGACCUCCCAAACAUCGCCGACAAGUCCUUGACUUAUUCGAAGAUAUUCGUUUGGCUCUGGCUACUGCUCUCUUCAAUUGGUCCGCCCAAUGUGGCCUUCCUAAGAAUAUUGCCAAAAAGCUUAUGGAAUACCUCUCGAAGUACAAGCCAACCGAGCCUACAGGGGGAAUUGAUGACGUUACCAUGACCCUGUUGAUGGCUUUGUUGUAUUCCUUUGAUACGAGUGUGCUCCAAAGACAGGAAGACAAUGAACGAAGUGUUCAAAAUCUACCCAUCAUCAAUGAGAAUGGUUAUGCCCAACAUAUAUACGAGGCACUGCAAUCGGAUAACAAUUGGGAAUGGGAUAAUCGUUUGAAAUCAAUUGUUACGUUUGCUUUUGGACUUUCGAUGGCAAGUCUACGCCAUGCUCCACAGAAUCUUCAGUUCUCCUCGGCAAGAAUUAUCGAUCGUGAUGAACAACUUGUAGAUGAAGCAAUAGCAUUGAAAGUCUUUGAUUUUAUCCAUUACUAUCUUCUGGACAGGGAGAUUUUAUUUAAGUCUGAAUUUUUCUAUCGUCGUGUGCAUUCCCUGUUUACUGACUUCAUUGAUUUUAUGCACUCCAAGGUAACUGAAUUGAGAGGUCGUGCUGAUGAAACAGCUCGAACAGUUCAAGGCUUCGCCAAGGAAGGUCUAGACCCACCGCCAAAUUUAGAUCAUAAUUUCGAACUGCUAAUGUUAUCGAUUGGAAAGUUUUACGAUGGCAACAAAUCUGGUCUUUCGCUAAGUGUCGAAUAUUGGGGCCCAAUGGACAUUCCAGCAAAUUAUGCAAAAACCACAUCACGUUCGGUGUCGCUGUUUAAAUUUAUACGCUUGGCUGGUGAACUCUUGCCGCCAAUUUUAUUUGUUCCAUAUCUUAAGAUGUUGGCUGGACUUUCGAGUUGUGGUCAAUCGGCGCGGAAUACAUUCAAUUUACUUAAACAAGGUUCCGGUUUGUCUGGAAGUGCAACUCUAUCGUGGGAACAUUUUUUCAGUUCACUAGCUCGAUAUUAUUCGAACUUGCGACAAGAACAGUGUCCAGGAAGUGAGACAAUUUAUAGGAAUCGUGUCCUCAAUAGAAGUAUCAAUCCACAAGAAAUCGAAGGUUUAAAUGCUGUGCUUUGUGUUAUUAGAGCAGUUGCUUCCUACGAUGAAAUGGCCAGAGUAGCACUAUGUGAACAUCCCAAUUGGGCGCCUUUGCAUGUUUUGCUUGGACUUUUAAGCUGUUCGGUUCCAAUUAAUUUAAAAGCAGACAUUCUUUUGACAUUGGCUGCUUUGGGUAAAUCAAAAGACACGGCGAUUCAAUUGUGGAAUAAUUUAGAAGCAUCGCAAAUUAUUGCUACUAUACCUACAACUAAUACUUAUGUUGUAUGUGGAUUGGAAGUUGAAAUCGAACAAAAUGAAUCUCGCAAUGAAACAUAUCCUUUGUCGCAAGCAGCUUUAGAACUUCUGUAUACAUUAUCAUCAACUGCUGUUCCAAGGAAUCUUGGAGGAGGUCCAAGAAAACCUGGUCUUGAUCCAUAUUUAACAUUUAUUAUUGAUGCAGUAUUGCUUAAAUUUUAUAACAGAAACUACAAAAAUCCGUCAGAAAAAUGGGAAGUUGGCGAAAAGUGUUUGCGAUUACUUCAUUACUUCCUCAAGAGCUACGAAAUUAGUCCUGCUGAUUUUGCCGAGAAUCGUGAAGAGAAUGCUCCUCCUGGCUAUCACAUUAUGUUGCAACUUCAUACAAAGUCCGAUACUCUUCGACUAUUGCUGCAUAUCAUCGAUGAGGCACGUAACAAUCUCGACCAAUAUCAUCCGUUUCCAGGGAAAGCAAAACUCGAGGAAUGUGCUUUACAUUGUCUCAAUAUUCUCGAAUUGGGUCUAUCUAAUCAGGAUCUUUACUUUGAUGCUCAUUCAGUGGCAAAUUGUUCAACAUUACUCUCAGGAUUGAAUAAGAUUAUGUUGGAUGUAAAUCCCAGAAGUGGCAAACCCGAUCAUGUCCUUAAUACAACCAAAUUUGUUACCUACAACAGUUGGUUGCCACGUCAUGCUUUGGUUUGUGUUAAGAUUUUGAAUAUUGUUUCGCGUCUGCCGAAUGUAAGUUCCCAAAUUCUCGGAAUGUUCACACAAAACGAAAGAAUCCAAACCGAGAUUCGUCAUGGAUUUGUUGAAAGCUUAGAAGCCGACCUGCCUACCUCGUUGCCAGAUGAAGUUGAUGAUGAUGGAAAGAACGAGUUGAAAAUAGAAUUAGAAAUGAAAGAAGCCAUUAUAUGCUUGAUUCAAGACUGUCUGCCACAGCCUGCACCUAACAUCGCUCAUUUUCUGUUGGGUUUCGAUAUAACAAAGGACAUUCGAUCGACGUUAUUGCAAAAGCCUGGAGUGCUGGACUUUCCAAGCACAUGCACAAAGUCACUUGUUUUUGUAUUAGACAAUCAUUUAGAGACAUUAAAAUCGAAAGUAGAUUGCGAUGCAGCCUAUGAAUCAAUCAUAGAGAAGGCCUACGGGCUUUUGUAUUCAUUAUGCUUCAAUCAUCGCACCUCGGAAACUAUUUUACGUUUUCUUCGAACUUGCAAUGACUUCUUGUGCCGUCAUCUGUCUGCACUGCCGUUUAAAAAAUACAAACGCUCUCAAGUACUGAAUCAAAUAGGAUACCUCCUAAGAUGCACUGCCAUUGAACUGAAAAUAACAGCUGCUAAUAGUCAAAUAACACGUUUUCAACAUUUGUGUGAAAUUCUUUUAGGUGUAUCUGGAAAUGCAAGUCAAGAAAACGUUCCUUUAGAACUAAGUCACUAUUAUUCAAAUCCAUUAAGUGAAGUGAAGUCAUCCUCUGAUAAAGGGGCCAAGCUUUUAAUAUGUAAUCUAUUAGACUGUCUGGAAUUUGAAGCAAAAACUGUUACUCAUCCAAAGUGGGAUUUCUUUGAUAAUUCUCUAACGGCUCAGAUCUUACAAGAAUGUGAGCUUAAAUCCGAACAUGGCCCGAAACUGAUAAAUAUUAAAAAACUACAUGACAUUCUAAACGACGAGCUGCACACUGUCCAGAAUACAAUUGCUUCGGGUCAACGACAAUUGAUCCUAAAAGAAAUUGAAUCGGUUUUAUUGUUCGCGUUGAAAGUUAAUGAACAAAAAAAUACAAGUUAUGCCACAGUCAAAUUCAUGGAAGCUUGGGGACAGGUUACAGAAGUUCUGUUUAGUUGUGCUCCAGUUCCGGCUCUUCCUGUAGAGGUCAAACAGGAAUUGAUUAUUGAAAUUCUCCAAAGCAUUCUGAGUAAGGUUGUACCAGUGCAGGUUCUGUUGGAACUGGCGAACAUUUCAUCCGGAACUGUAUUGCUGUUGUUAGUUAAUUUGAGAUAUUGCAACAUACAGAAAUCCAAUGCUCUUAAAGAAUCAGAUCAAAAUGACAAUCGUCAUCUGUCAGCACUCAACGGGAAUGGAAAGUCACAUUCAACAUUUUCCAAGUCGAAUACACUAAGUCUGAAAUUUAUUUUACGCAACAUUGUAGAAUGGAUUAUUGUGAGCGGUGUGGCAUCCCAAAAGCUGAGAAUUAAUUUGUAUGCUUCACUUCUUAAUUUUAUGCACAUAGUUAAAGGGAAUUCAUCUGAAGCCGCAGCAAUAAGGACAGACGAUGAACACUAUAUUUCGCGUCUUGAUCGAUCGAUGUUCACUUCCGAUGAUAACGGAUACUUGGGUGAAUCCAAUCAAGUUCAGAUGACAGUUGAAGUCUUCACCUCGUUUGGUGAUAAGCUGAUUGAUAUCUUAUGUCAUGAUUGCAUAGGUGGACAUGAUAUUUGUAAAAUGUCAGCCCUAUCUUGCAUCGAUACUCUGCUUGACUUGGAUUCAUUGACAAGUUUCAUUAAUUUCAUUGCAAAACGUGGUUAUUUGUCGCAUCUCAUCGAUAGUCUUUUAAAGUCGGAUGAAAGCCUGUGUCGGGUGCUGCGGAAUACUCCGGAAAAUAUGCGGGCAUUGUAUGUUUACGAGUCGAAAAUGGCUAUGUUGGCUCGUGUGGCGAGUUCACAUGUUGGCGCCGAACUUCUCUUGGAAGAUAAAAUUCUGGGAGUUUUAGCUGGCAUGAAAGUGUUUGAUAUGCAUCCCGAUUUUCAAAUAAACAAUUACGCACGCCAUAGACAUGGGGAUUCCUUUGUGCCUCCAAUCGAGGCACGUUACCAGCAAAUUCUGUUUCCUGCCUUGAAUCUUUGCGACGCAAUUAUUUCAACACUUGGCCCAGAAAACCAUUCGGCUAUAUCUCAAAUUGUGCACUUCUUACUUUCUCAUGGGGAUAUGAUUGAGAUAAUAUUGCGUGCUGGUACUCCAUUCCUUGAUCUUGGACUUCUGCAGGAACUUUCAUCCAUUACGGGCUUGAUUGCCCGUACUACAAAUCAAGAGUUUUUAGCUUUGGCUGAUCCGAGUUUCAAUCAAGACGUUGGCGUUCAUCUUUAUCGAAUGCAACGGCUUAUGUUGUCAUUAUUGCCGCGAUUCAUAAUAAGUGAGGGGACUUUGAAGGAAAUGCAAAAGCCAGAAAAUAUUUUGUAUUCACCAACUGACAAGAACAAAGCGUUGCAGGUGAAGUACUUUUUGGAAACAGCUUCGAACCUAGUGUUGUAUUGCCGAAAUGCCAUUGCAAAUCAUUCAGCUGAUCAUCGGGCUACAGGAAUAAUAUUCUCACCCAGUAUAACAGACUCAAUUCAAAGGAAUGAGAACCGAAGUGGAUCUCUUGAAAUUUCUCCCAGUUUGGGAGUAGUCCUUAAUCAAUUAAAGAGUUCGGUAGAGUACUACAAUAGACAGAAAUCAGUAUUCGAAAAUCUUCAACGGCAGCGUUCGUCAUUAUCAAACAUUGGUCUAGACUCAACAGCUCGAUCAAAUUAUGCUGAGCUAUCGGAGCGAUUAGCUGAAAAACAAAAUGAACUCAAUCAUUGUGCAUUUAUAACAGAACAAUGUUUAUAUCUUCUAUGGACACAUUUGGAUUUCUUCAUGAGACGUACAAUUCCUGUGAACACACUCCAAUUCAAUAAAACUGCUCCAUUUUCAUCCGAUACUUUUGUAUCGUCGUCAGCUGAGGCAAGUUGGCGUGUUUCUUCAGAAGAUGUUAGUUAUUUGAAAAAGAAUUUAGUUUCAAUAUUUAAUGAAACAUUCAGCAAACAAUUAAUAUCAACCGCACAGACUCAAGCAGUUGCAGAUAAAGGAUUUACCGAAGCAUUGUUGAGACGUAUAAAAUGUUUGAUACAAUUUGUGCCAGUAAAUUAAAAAAAAAAACAACAAAAUUCUGAAAUUUUUUUAUGUUUUAUGUCUUAUAUUUUUUUAAAACAAAAAAUUAAAAUUGUUUUCGUUUAAAUUCUA
Molecule: messenger RNA, 6075 nt
Organism: Eupeodes corollae
Lineage: Eukaryota; Metazoa; Arthropoda; Insecta; Diptera; Syrphidae
Gene: Nup205
Product: nuclear pore complex protein Nup205
Exons: 19
Coding region: 136-5982 (1948 amino acids)
Biological process (GO): nuclear pore organization
Cellular component (GO): nuclear pore inner ring; nuclear pore
Molecular function (GO): structural constituent of nuclear pore
Source: RefSeq, a predicted model, not a curated record